Polypterus senegalus (gray bichir) is the source of this 3462-nucleotide messenger RNA. RefSeq names its product lysine-specific demethylase 7B-like. The transcript is spliced from 20 exons. Gene Ontology annotation, molecular function: transcription coregulator activity; histone demethylase activity. The coding region runs from base 34 to 2745 and encodes 903 amino acids. Gene Ontology annotation, biological process: protein demethylation; regulation of transcription by RNA polymerase II. Lineage: Eukaryota; Metazoa; Chordata; Cladistia; Polypteriformes; Polypteridae. The record is from RefSeq and is a predicted model, not a curated record.
CCUCUCAUAGCGUUGUUAGGGGACGGUAGGAAGAUGGCGGCGGCCCCGCUGUACUGUGUCUGCCGGCAGCCCUACGAUGUAAACCGGUUUAUGAUCGAGUGUGAUAUCUGUAAGGACUGGUUUCACGGCAGCUGUGUACAAGUAGAGGAACAUCAUGCUGUUGACAUUGAUCUUUAUCACUGUCCAAACUGUGAUGUCAUACAUGGACCCUCCUUAAUGAAAAAACGUAAUAACUGGCAUCGGCAUGAUUAUACUGAAGCUGAUGAUGGCACAAAACCAGUACAAGCUGGGACUUCAGUGUUCAUCAGGGAUCUUCAAGAACGACAAUUUCCAAGUGCUGAAGAAAUAAUUAUCAAGAUGCAGGGAAACCAGGUUACACAGCAAUAUCUUGAGAAACAAGGGUUCGCGUAUCCCAUCAUGGUGUCUAAGAUGGAUGGUCUUGGUCUGAAGUUGCCUUCCUCUUCUUUUUCUGUGAGAGAUGUGGAACACUAUGUUGGUGGUGAUAAAGUGAUUGAUGUCAUUGAUGUGGCCAGGCAAGCUGACAGCAAAAUGAAACUUCAUGACUUUGUUGAGUAUUAUUAUAGCUCAGAUCGGCCAAAAGUGUUAAAUGUCAUCAGCCUUGAAUUCUCAGACACCAGGAUGUCAGACUUGGUGGUUAUUCCUGAUAUUGCACAGAUGAUGUCCUGGGUAGAGAAUUAUUGGCCUGAUGACUCUGUCUUCCCUAAACCUUUUGUUCAGAAAUACUGCCUAAUGGGAGUGAAGGAUAGUUAUACUGACUUCCACAUUGACUUUGGGGGAACGUCUGUUUGGUACCAUGUACUAUGGGGUGAAAAGAUUUUUUACUUGAUAGAGCCAACCCAGGCAAACCUUGCACUAUAUGAGGCAUGGAGCUCAUCCCCGAAUCAAAGUGAAGUGUUUUUUGGGGAUAAGGUGGAUAAAUGUUACAAAUGUGUUGUGCGGCAGGGAACAACUCUUCUCAUUCCUACAGGAUGGAUACAUGCUGUUCUAACGUCUCAGGAUUGCAUGGCGUUUGGGGGUAAUUUUCUACAUAACCUUAAUAUAAGCAUGCAGCUCAGGUGUUAUGAGAUGGAGAGGAGACUAAAAACUCCAGAUCUAUUUAAAUUUCCUUACUUUGAGGCUAUCUGUUGGUAUGUUGCCAAAAAUUUGCUGGAAACCCUAAAAGAACUAAGAGAAGAUAAUUGCCAACCACCAGCCUAUUUGAUAGAGGGAUUAAAAGCUUUAACUACUGCACUGAAAUCAUGGCUAAAGAGAGAGAUAAAUGAACCUUACAGUGAAGUUCCAGACCAUAUCAGGCCUGGCCAUCUCAUCAAGGAGCUCACUAAAGAAAUCCGAUAUCAGGAGGAGGAUCACAAUGGAAACAAAGCAAUUAAAUCUCAGGGUACAGUUACAAGGUCAACACUGGAGAGAGGUUCUACUUCUCAAGCCCGACGAAAUGCUCGGCGGCUCAGAGACCAUGGAACUAAAACGCCUUCAAACCUUGACAUUUUGGAGUUGCACACACGUGAGGUGCUACGGAGGUUGGAGAUGGCCUCAUGGGAUGAGGUAGGCUCCACUGAAAUUAAUAUGGAGCAGGACAUCUUGUAUAAUUCAAGUAUAAAUGGCAAAUUUAACAAGAUCUUCCAGCCUUCAGCUUCUGAAAGAAAAAACAAUGACAAUAAUAUUCGUUUGGUUCUCUCCAAUGGAAAAAUUGUUAAAGAUGAGCGACAUCAGGUAGAAAACAAAAGCCUGUUUACUGCUGACCGCAUGCCUGUGGAUGUCAAGGAAAAGACGCAAGAGGUGCUGAAGAUUAAGGAUGAAGGGGAAGAUUUGGAAAUAGAGCUGGAGAAGAGGAAGAGUAAAACGAAAGAGAAACGAAAACCAUUGAACAUGUUUUUUGAAAGUGUUAAAUCAGAACUCAGGAAUGGAGUAUCGGGACACUCUGACUUGUCAGACUCAGAAGCAGAAUCCGAAGAUAAUUUCUUGCCUCAGCGGAAAAAUUCUUCUGAUGAAGACACCAACAGUUCGUCAGAGGAAGCUGAUGAGGAGGAAGUGUCCUCCAACAGGAAAAUCGAAAAGGAUCCAGGAGAUGAUAUGGAUCUGUACCAGCCUAAUCAGAAACACGAAGACCAAGAUAAACCACUGAAAAGAGAACGUCCUACCUCGCAAAGUAUGGAAGAAGAAGCUAUUCAGGGCAUGCUGUCUAUGGCAGGAUUGCUUUACCCCAUUGGUGCACCUAGCCAAAAAGAAGUGAUCAGGGAUGCAUCUGGUGCUCAUAGAAAAAAAGAAUUUGGGGACGAAAGCCAAGACAGAUCUUUAGGGCCUCAUUUGCCUAAUGCAGCUGUUCGGUUGACCUACCAGGAUGAAAUAGAAGUUCAGAAACACAUUAGGAAAGAUUGUACUGCAGAACUGAGCCAGAGAAUCCAGGAAAACAAAAACUUCAUGGACAGUCAGAGCAGCAGUAACAGCAACAGCAGUGACUGUUGGGCCAAUGACAGGUACUCGGUGAGCACGUUCUCCAACUCCUCCAGCCCUCUAGGAGACGACGGGGUGCAAAUCCCAGAGUUCCAGUACAGUGAAUCCUCUCUGUCGCCUCCACUGCACCCGUCAAAGAGGCCCGCCUCAAAUCCCCCACCCGUCAGUAAUCAAGCUACAAAGGGGAAGCGUCCAAAAAAAGGAAUGGCAACUGCAAAGCAAAGACUAGGAAAGAUCCUGAAACUAAACCGGCACAGCCGCUUUUUUGUUUAGGAGCACUGGCAAAAUGAACUGGAAGAGAAAUGCUUGUGUUUCUAGUUUUUCUGUCCCGUGACUGAGAGACACGCAUGUACUGUAGAAUCACUGCCUGAGCAACACAAGUAAUCCCCCUUUACACUACAGGUCCUCUUUGCAGGUGGACCACACAGAUUUGAAGACUUGGCUAUGGACAUGUUAAAAGAAAAAGAAAAAAAAAAUCCUUAUUAUAAAAUUGACCUAAAGUAAGAUCAGAAGCUUCAAAUGCCAGAACAAGUCAUUGUUUAAAAUAUGGAACACAAUGAAUCCGCUCUCAGCCAUUGUUUUUUUUUUUAUUGUUAAUGACACGAUCUGUUUUGCUCGGUAGGCUAUGCAGGCAUAGGCUGAUUUGUUGUAACGACUUCCUUCCCUUGGAACCUGCUGUGAUGAAAUCUAGUUUUUGUUUUUUUAUUUUUUUAUUUGUCACAACUGCAAAAAACAAAAACAAAACAACAAAAGCAGCUGUCCUGACCUGCUGGCUACUGUACAGAGACAUGGAGCAGCUUAUCCAAAGCUCCUUUUGUACAUUUCUGGAUUGCUUCCCAGUGGAGUUCAGUAGUGGCGGUGCUGAGCGUUCUGUGGCCAUGAGGAGGGUGCAGCUUGUGCUGAAGGUGCUUUUUCUUCCUCAAUCCCCUCACCCCCUCCUGCUUAUUGAGCAUUCAUGCCAGCAAUAAGAAAAAGGAAAAAAAAAAAAAA